UCCUCGCCCGCCGCCCCGCCUUGCGCCCGGGCCGUGCCCGCCCCGCGCGCGCGCCGCAGGAAGGAGCUGCCGGCUCCAGGCUAGCCGACCCGCACCAUGCCCCGCAUCGAUGCGGACCUCAAGCUGGACUUCAAGGAUGUCCUCCUGCGACCCAAGCGCAGCAGCCUCAAGAGCCGAGCAGAGGUGGAUCUGGAGCGGACCUUCACAUUUCGAAACUCCAAGCAGACCUACUCAGGGAUUCCCAUCAUUGUGGCCAACAUGGACACUGUGGGGACAUUUGAGAUGGCAGCGGUGAUGUCACAGCACUCCAUGUUUACAGCAAUUCACAAGCAUUACACCCUGGACGACUGGAAGCUCUUUGCCACUGAUCACCCAGAAUGCCUGCAGCAUGUAGCCGUGAGCUCCGGCAGUGGGAAGCAUGAUCUGGAAAAGAUGAGCAGCAUCCUGGAAGCUGUGCCACAGGUUAAGUUUAUUUGCCUGGAUGUGGCCAAUGGCUAUUCGGAGCACUUUGUGGAAUUUGUGAAACUCGUCCGUGCCAGAUUUCCAGAGCACACCAUUAUGGCGGGGAACGUGGUGACAGGGGAGAUGGUGGAAGAGCUGAUUCUCUCCGGAGCAGAUAUAAUCAAAGUGGGAGUUGGACCAGGUUCCGUGUGCACCACCCGCACCAAGACGGGGGUUGGGUACCCCCAGCUGAGUGCCGUGAUUGAGUGCGCAGACUCUGCCCAUGGCCUGAAGGGGCACAUCAUCUCUGAUGGAGGCUGCACAUGUCCAGGAGAUGUCGCCAAAGCCUUUGGAGCCGGAGCGGACUUUGUCAUGCUCGGAGGCAUGUUCUCGGGCCACACCGAGUGUGCUGGAGAGGUGAUCGAGAGGGACGGGCAGAAGCUCAAGCUCUUCUACGGGAUGAGCUCCGAAACAGCGAUGAAGAAACACGCAGGAGGGGUGGCCGAGUACAGAGCGUUCGGAGGGGCAAGACCCGUGGGAAGUCCCUUACCAGAAGGAGACGUAGAAAACACGAUCCUGGAUAUUCUGUGGGGACUGAGGUCUACCUGCACCUACGUGGGGGCCGCCAAGCUCAAAGAGCUCAGCAAGAGGACGACGUUCAUCCGGGUGACCCAGCAGCACAACACGGUGUUCGGCUAACCUGGGGGCAGGUGCCGGCUGCUCACAGAAGCUUCCACACACUGCGUUCACAUCCCCGUCCGUCCGUCCGUCUGGGCUUCGGGCUGCUCCUGAACAGCGGGACGCUGCCUCCCCUCCUGCCGCCCGGAGGCGCUGGGGUCCCCUGGUGCC
Myotis lucifugus (little brown bat) is the source of this 1290-nucleotide messenger RNA. It is a transcript of the gene GMPR, whose product is annotated as guanosine monophosphate reductase. The record is from RefSeq and is a predicted model, not a curated record. Gene Ontology annotation, molecular function: GMP reductase activity. Gene Ontology annotation, biological process: nucleotide metabolic process. NCBI's taxonomy places the organism in Eukaryota, Metazoa, Chordata, Mammalia, Chiroptera, Vespertilionidae. Gene Ontology annotation, cellular component: GMP reductase complex.